This is a messenger RNA of Nilaparvata lugens (brown planthopper), 964 nucleotides long. RefSeq names its product H/ACA ribonucleoprotein complex subunit NOP10 (gene Nop10). Gene Ontology annotation, cellular component: box H/ACA snoRNP complex; box H/ACA telomerase RNP complex. Bases 254 to 448 code for a protein of 64 amino acids. NCBI's taxonomy places the organism in Eukaryota, Metazoa, Arthropoda, Insecta, Hemiptera, Delphacidae. Gene Ontology annotation, molecular function: box H/ACA snoRNA binding; telomerase RNA binding. The transcript has 4 exons. Gene Ontology annotation, biological process: rRNA pseudouridine synthesis; ribosome biogenesis; snRNA pseudouridine synthesis. The record is from RefSeq and is a predicted model, not a curated record.
UUUUGUUGAACUCUCCGAAACCAUAAAGUUGAAGAUUACUCUUACUUCUCUGUACCGAAACAGACUCAGAAGAAAUUACAUCACAUCGAAACAACAGACAUCGAUGAUCGAAUCGAGCUUUCAGACCAUCGAUAAAGAGGAAAAAUAACAAAGAAAUAAAGAAAACAAAGCAGAAAGCCCAAAUUGGUAAACCACGUGUAUUUAGCUAGCAUUUGUAAAAUUCAUAAAAACAUUGAAUUUUCCCCUAGAGAAGAUGCAGCUUAUGUACUAUACAGGUCAAGAUGGCAAACGUGUCUAUACUAUGAAGAAGUACAGUCCAACUGGCCUUCCUACAAUGUCUGCACAUCCUGCUCGAUUCUCACCUGAAGACAAGUUCUCAAGAGAAAGAAUAACUACAAAGACAAGAUUCAACCUACUACCAACACAACAGAAACCAAUAGUCUACUAAAUCUCAAAGGAAUCCAGUACAAUGAAAGUUUACCAAGACGAGGAUUACAGCAUUACAUCGCAAUGAUUACACCUAUAAAAUAUCACAGUAAACUAUAUUCAAUUAUUACUAAAACAAAUUUUCAAUUUAAACUCGUAAGAUAGGUUUUAAUAAUUAUGAUAAAUUUUGUUCAAGUAAUAUUUAUUAAACACCUUGUAUUUAUUUGAAUAAAUCUUUCUUUAUAAAAAACAAUUUUUAUUUUUUCACAUGUCACAUCAAAUUUUAGUGAGUUAGUCUAUGAAUCUUAGAACAAUUCAAUUGAUUUAAUUUAGCGUAUAAAAUGUUCCAAAUAGUAUUAAUUUUAUCUGUUGUAAACACUAAGUAUUAUCAGAAACUUCACCUGAAUACACAGCAAGUCCUGUAUGUACAGUAAGUCUAUUAUAAAAAAGAGCCAAUUCAUAGUAGCCUAUUGACUAAAGUGGUUCAACUUUGACCAAUAAAAAAAAGAAAAAAAAGAAAUAAAUAGGUGAAAAAAAA